AUGCAUAAUCUUGGGCAAAGAGAUGAACCCAAUGUGCUGGUAAGAAAGGAAAGACUCAUCAACUUGUUGAAUGAGCAGCAACCGCAAAGAGCAAGGGCAGCAUCGGAAGAGCAGCUGAAGGCCUACAGAGAGCUAGCCGAUAAAGUGAAAGAGUUGGAAAGGCAGUUGGCUGCCAAAAACGAAGCCGGCAACACUCCGAUUGCAUCUAGCGCGCCGACCAUAAAGCGCUGCAAUAAAGCGAGCACGAGCUUCGUCCAGCAGCUCUUCGUCGAGCUCGGACAGCGAUGUUGCGGUGGUGGAGGAAAAGAAGAAGAUGUGGAUGCGUCCAAGGGCGCUGAGGUGGCAAGGAAGAAGAAGAAAGAAUAG
Cylicocyclus nassatus is the source of this 366-nucleotide messenger RNA. The record is from the annotation of a GenBank genome assembly. NCBI's taxonomy places the organism in Eukaryota, Metazoa, Nematoda, Chromadorea, Rhabditida, Strongylidae.